Messenger RNA from Aspergillus chevalieri, 1815 nucleotides. Its product is annotated as potassium ion transporter. The transcript has 2 exons. Gene Ontology annotation, cellular component: plasma membrane. Gene Ontology annotation, biological process: potassium ion import across plasma membrane; intracellular potassium ion homeostasis. Bases 1 to 1815 code for a protein of 604 amino acids. The record is from RefSeq and is a predicted model, not a curated record. Lineage: Eukaryota; Fungi; Ascomycota; Eurotiomycetes; Eurotiales; Aspergillaceae. Gene Ontology annotation, molecular function: high-affinity potassium ion transmembrane transporter activity.
AUGUAUCCUGCCAAGAAUGUGUCCUACAUCGAUGCUCUAUUCUUCGGGUGUGCGGCCGCGACCCAGAGCGGGCUGAACACAGUGGAUGUGAAUGAUAUGCGAACUUACCAGCAGGUGGUGAUUUAUUGUGUGCCAAUGAUGACCAGUCCAAUCUUCAUCCAUACUGCCGUCGUCUUCGUCCGGAUAUAUUGGUUCGAGAAACGGUUCCAGCACCUCGUUCAGAGCGCCAGGGUAAUUCGCCGCACUGGGUCAAUUUCAGGGAGGAGUUCAUUGGAUGUGGAACAGCAGAGCAGCAAGAGGAGGAUAAGUGGGAGCAAUGGUAGUAGUCCAGUGAUUGAUGCAUACAAUGAUAUUGCAGCUGGCACCAGCAGGCGCAGUUCGGGCGACAACUCUUCAAAUACGCAGCCAGAAGGAACCUCGGAUGUAGAGAACCGAGAUGAAACACCGUAUUUGAGCUGGAACGCGACACCUGGACGAAACUCGACAUUCAUCGGUCUGACCGAAGCUCAGCGGGACGAACUUGGCGGCAUUGAGUACCGCUCUCUCAAAACUUUGGCCGUUAUCUUGAUAACUUACUACCUCUUCUUCCAUGUCUUCGGGAUAAUAUGUCUGGUGCCAUGGAUUAUGAGGAGCACGAAGUAUGGCCCUGUCAUCCAGCAAGCUGGCCAAGGACGACCCUGGUGGGGUGUUUUCACGGCCGGGUCUGCAUUCAACGACUUUGGCCUCACUAUCACACCGGAUUCAAUGGAGUCUUUCCAACAAGCGGCUUUCCCGCUGCUUGUCAUGUCCUUCUUGAUCAUCAUCGGAAACACCGCUUUCCCCUGUAUGCUACGGUUCAUUAUUUGGACAAUUUCCAUAGUUGUCAGACGGGACACCCCGCUCUGGGACGAGUUACGCUUUUUGCUCGACCAUCCUCGACGGUGCUUCACCCUACUUUUCCCACAAAAAGCCACCUGGUGGCUCUUUGCUACUGUCAUCGCUCUCAAUGUCGUGAAUAUGGUAGUACUUCUCGUGCUCAAUUUGGACAAUCCUGACAUCAAGGCCAUGUCACCAGGCACUCGCUUCGUUGAUUCUUUAUUUCAAGCAUGUUCAACACGGACUGCAGGCUUCUCCAUCACUGAUCUCUCCAAUAUACACCCAGGCACUCUCGUCUGCUACUUGGUUCUGAUGUACAUAUCUGUCUUUCCAAUCGCCAUCUCGGUGCGUCGUACCAACGUGUACGAAGAACGAAGUGUCGGGGUCUAUUCCAGUGCAGACGACCAUGAACAAGAACGGAACACCAAGCAACCAAGCUUUGUCGGUAUCCAUUUGCGGAGACAAUUAGGCUCUGACUUGUGGUACAUCUUCCUUGGCCUUUUCGUCAUAGCCAUUGUGGAAGGCGGUCGAUUGUCUAUUUCCAAACUACCCUCGUUUAACAUCUUCGCUGUCUUUUUCGAGAUCGUCUCUGCAUACGGCACUAUCGGACUGUCACUUGGAUAUUCUACAGGGAAUACCUCGUUCGUGGGGCACUUUCAGACAAUUUCAAAAUUAGUAAUUAUCGCCAUGCAAAUCCGCGGCCGUCAUCGCGGGCUACCAUAUGCACUAGACCGUUCCGUUCUGCUACCGUCUGAAUCUAUCCAUAAGAGUGAGUUGGCACAGGCAGAAGAGAAUAUAACGCUUAAUCAAUGUGUUGGCGGGGACCAAGGCGCUCAUCGUUUUCUGGGAGCAGCUGGUGAGAGGCCUCAAUUGCCUCAAGGAGCUGUAGGCGAAGGUGUACGUGGGGAACAUCGGUUGGGUAUUGGGACUGCUAUGUCGACUUUGGCUGGUGCGUCAUGA